GCGAUGGCGGCGUCGGCGUCGUCGUCGGCGGCGGCGAGGUGGAAGGACCGCGGCAGCCCCCCGAAGCACCGCCACGACGGCACAUCGCCGCUGCCGCUCGGCAUGGACUGGAGCCCGCCGCCCAAGCGAUGGGAGGGAAGGAACACCGUGUGGCCACAUAACCCUCAAACAGGCUGGAGUUACUGCGUGACGAUACCUUCUUGGAUUGCUCAAACACCUGAAGCUGGUGCAACCUCUGACAACUUCUUGAAAUCUAUAGUUUUUUACAGGAUACAUGUUGGUAUACAAUCUCCGGAAGGUGUUAGCUCUAGCCAUGGAGUUCUUCGAAGGUUUAGUGACUUUCUGAAGUUGGGUUCUGAUCUUAAGCGUGCGUUUCCAAGAAAGGAGAUCCCCCCUGCUCCACCGAAGCAUGCCUUCUUAAGAAUAAAUUCAAGCAGGUUGCUUCUAGAAGAGAGAAGGAACACUUUGGAGGAGUGGAUGCAAAAGCUGCUUUCUGACAUUGACUUAGCGAGAAGUGCUCCUGUUGCUGCUUUUCUUGAACUUGAAGCUGCUGCACGCUCAUAUUUCCAAGAUUGGAAUCAGCGUCCUCCUGAAGCAGGUACUUCAGUAAAAAGCAGUAUGGAUUCUUCUCGUCAUCGUGAUGAUCCUGGUUCAAGUGCUCUCUCCGAGUCCAGUCAAAUGAAUCCAGGGCUUGUGCGUAGUACCAGUCUGGCAGGAGCAACUGGUAAUGGUGUGCUGGGAGAAUCUAUAUUAGGUCAGUCUGAUCAGCAUGUCGGUAGUGUGUCGAAUCGCAGGAAAGAGAGUCUUAUCUUCCCGGAACAUGAUGGAAGGAAUGGUUCGGUAGAGACUUCCAAGGGAGUAAUUUCUGAAGAGGACUGCGAUUCUAAUCCUGGCCAUGCUCGGAAAGAUUCUUCUGAAAGUUUAGGUAGUGAUUUGAGUUCUUUAAGAGGCAGUGAAUUUUCAACUCCAGGGGCUAGUAGUUCGCUGUGGGAUGGUCCCGUUGAUCUCCCAAGUGGUGUGGAUGGACAUAGUCAAACAGAACAACUUGCUGGUGUAGAUAUGCAGUUUUUGUAUGAUGUGGAUACACAAGUCAUCCUUCCAACUGAUCAGAAACAGAAGUUGACUAGACUUUUGAUCACCAUGCAAAGAAGAAUAGGGACAGCAAAAACCGAUAUGGAGGAUCUCAUAGCACGCCUAAAUCAGGAAGUAGCAGUCAAAGACUAUCUUUCCACAAAGGUAAAAGAUUUGGAGGUUGAAUUGGAAGCUACAAAGCAAAAAGGCAGAGACACAUUACAGCAAGCUAUCUUAGCUGAAAGAGAGAGGAUUACGCAGAUGCAAUGGGAUAUGGAUGAGCUUCGGAGGAAGUACUCUGAGAUGGAGUCAAACCUGAAGAUUGAACAAAAUGAGAAAACUCGUGUGGAGUCAGAGAAAACAACUACCAGUGGUGACAGAGAAGAGUUAGUUGAGGAACUUGAGACGAAACGAAAAGAAGUAGAGAGUUUGCAGCGGCAUCUUGGAGAAGUUGAGGCAAAAUCUAAAACAGAUAUGAAGGUUCUUGUUAAAGAAGUCAAGUCUCUUAGGAAUUCUCAAAAGGAGAUGAAGAAAGUAUUGAGUCAGUAUCUUGAGGAGAAGACUGAACUAGAGAGGAUUAUUAAUAGAGAGAAGCAACGGUCAACACGUGCGAAGUCAUCCAAUGAAAAAAUUCUUAAAGAAUGUGGAUUACUUCGUGAGCGUCUACAAGAAGAACAAUACAACUUGACUGUUGAUCCAUCAUCUUUGCCUGGUGCACUAGACCUUCUGGCGGCAUCAGACGGCAAAAUACAGUUUCUAAUUGCUGAGGCUCAGCUUCUAGCUCAAGAUGAAGAACAGGGCUCUUCUGACGAUGACGAUAAAUCUUCGACCACCAUGAGCAUCCAAGGCGCAAACAACACUGAUGAGGCAAUGAGAAAGAUGUUGUCUGACCUGCUCAUUGACAAUGCGCAGCUGAGGAUACGCGUCAACUCCGUCAUCCGCAACGUCGUAAUUACGUCAGCCGCGAAGCCGGAGGAGAAAGAAGACGCCGUUGCUGACGGAGCCGUCCCAAAAAAGACGGUUCUCAACUGGUUGCUGGACAGAUAGAGACGUUGACGAUGUAUAUAUUUUCCUGUGAAUUAGCUUGCGGCCCAAUCAAAGUUCAUAUGAUGAGUAAUCUGUAUACUGCCAGAGUAACAACAGGGAAGUUCAUACAGGCCUGUUCCCUCUGGUUUCGGCGUGUCGUGGUGUUGUAUUAUUGGUUGUUGACAUGGAAAUCGGUGGAGGACUAUAUAUAUGUAGCUGGAUAUGGGGACUUUCUUCGGUUGGAGUAAAGAUAGAGAAAAAUAACAGGUCCCCUGUUUUGUGCCA
Messenger RNA from Lolium rigidum, 2382 nucleotides. RefSeq names its product PX domain-containing protein EREL2-like. The transcript is spliced from 10 exons. Gene Ontology annotation, biological process: protein transport. The record is from RefSeq and is a predicted model, not a curated record. NCBI's taxonomy places the organism in Eukaryota, Viridiplantae, Streptophyta, Magnoliopsida, Poales, Poaceae. The coding region runs from base 4 to 2118 and encodes 704 amino acids. Gene Ontology annotation, molecular function: phosphatidylinositol binding.